Messenger RNA from Erigeron canadensis, 1149 nucleotides. RefSeq names its product E3 ubiquitin-protein ligase RNF185-like. The record is from RefSeq and is a predicted model, not a curated record. Gene Ontology annotation, molecular function: ubiquitin protein ligase activity; metal ion binding; ubiquitin-like protein conjugating enzyme binding. The transcript is spliced from 3 exons. Gene Ontology annotation, biological process: ubiquitin-dependent protein catabolic process. Gene Ontology annotation, cellular component: endoplasmic reticulum. Bases 166 to 876 code for a protein of 236 amino acids. NCBI's taxonomy places the organism in Eukaryota, Viridiplantae, Streptophyta, Magnoliopsida, Asterales, Asteraceae.
AUUUUCAUAUUAAUUAAAAAUCUUUAACAAAAGUCAUCGCUUAGAAUCUUUCUCCGUUUCAACGCGUCAAGCGAGGAAUUCCGAUCCAUAGGAAAAUCACCAGUCGCCGGUAACUUUAUUCAUCCAAAGAUCUAUACAGGAAUUUGUGUAUCUGUUCUGAAAGAGAUGUCGGCUGGGUUUGGGGAAGUGCCGAGUUGGACACCCCAACGCCCAUCUACUUCAGAUGAUAACAGUGCCAACAAUGGUGAUGCUGGAAAUUUUGAAUGCAACAUAUGUUUUGAUUUAGCCCAAGACCCGAUUGUUACUUUGUGUGGUCAUCUAUUUUGCUGGCCAUGCCUUUACAAAUGGCUUCACAUUCAUUCACAUUCCCAAGAAUGCCCGGUUUGUAAAGCCUUAAUUGAAGAAGAAAAAUUGGUACCGUUAUAUGGAAGAGGGAAGAAUUCAACAGAUCCAAGAUCGAAAUCCGUUCCUGAUGUCGAGAUUCCUCAUAGACCUGCUGGCCAGAGACCGGAAACCGCCCCUCCACCAGAUAGAAAUGCAUUUGGUCAACCUGGGUUUGGAUUGAUGGGUGGUUUUGGCCCUGCAAUGACUGCAAGUUUUGGGAACUUUACUUUUUCGUUUGGUGGGCUGUUUCCAUCGUUUUUCAAUCUUCAAAUGCAUGCAUUUUCUGGUCAUCCGUUGUAUGGAAAUGGGGCUCCUCCUCCAAUGCAGGCUCCUCCUCCUACAACGCCAACACAUGGUUUUAACUUUGGCGGCCAUCAUCAUCACUAUCGAGUCCCUCAACAAAGAACUCACCAUCAGGAAAUUGGGUCAACUACAGCUUCAACACUUUUAAUAAUUGGUCUCCUUUUUCUCUUGCUCUUGCUUUGGAACUGAGUUCUGAUCGUAAAUCAGGUAAUUGGAGGACUCUAGCCCGGUCGUAGUGCAACACAAUCUCAAAAUAUUGGGUAAUUACUGAUUGCUAGGUUUUCGUAUCUCUGUAAAGGAAACUGGUUGUUGGAUCAUGAUUUAUGUUUAUGAGGAUAUCUUGAGCUUGUUGAUACUCUAUAUUAGUAGUAGAUACAUAUCUUCGCAGCCUUCAACCCAAAUAUAGAACUGCCGUACUUGUAUCACUUUUUUUUUUUUAUAUUGGUUUUGUCAUUAUUUUCA